This is a messenger RNA of Geosmithia morbida, 801 nucleotides long. RefSeq lists its product as uncharacterized. The transcript has a single exon. The coding region runs from base 1 to 801 and encodes 266 amino acids. The record is from RefSeq and is a predicted model, not a curated record. NCBI's taxonomy places the organism in Eukaryota, Fungi, Ascomycota, Sordariomycetes, Hypocreales, Bionectriaceae. Gene Ontology annotation, molecular function: acid phosphatase activity.
AUGCUCAAAAAAUCCUCAUCAUCCCGCCAACUAUCCGUCGCUCCGAGCGCCAUCCUAUCCCACAUCCUCCCCCCCUCCCUGGCGCCCUCAUCCGACUCCUUACCCCUCCCUCGCCUGAUAGUCUUCGACCUCGACUACACACUCUGGCCCUUCUGGGUGGACACUCACGUCACCCCUCCUCUGAAGCCCAACUCGACUCACUCCGCCGCCGCCGACCGCUACGGGGAAGACUACACCUUUUACAGUGACGUACCCAGCAUUCUUCAGGCCCUGCCUCAACUCUCUUCUUCUUCUCUCCCCUCCUCGUCCCCCUCAUCCGCCGAUACCACCAUCAAAAACAGCAACAACGGCAGCAGCAGCAAUGACAUCUCCUCCUCUCCUAGAGUGAAGCUCGCCGUCGCAUCGAGGACCUGCGCUCCCAGCCUGGCCCGCGAACUGCUCAAGAUGCUGCACCUGCAACCCCUUGCGGCUCUGGCGCACACCAAGACCGGAGGGUCCGCCACCGGUGGUAGUGGCGCAGGAGGCAGCAGCUCCAAAGACGAGAAGCCGAGGAGAGCAAUUGAUGCCUUCGAGGGAGGCCUGGAAAUCUACCCCAGCAGCAAGAUUCGCCACUUCGAGGCCCUUCACAAGCGCACCGGGAUCCCCUACGAAGACAUGCUCUUCUUCGACGAUGAGGCGCGCAACCGGGAUACGGAGUCGCUGGGCGUCACCAUGUGGCUCGUCCGCGACGGUGUGACCUGGACCGAGAUCGAGAAGGGAGUCGCCGAAUGGCGAAAGAGGAGGGGGUACAAGGCUGCUUAA